AUGCACUGCUGGAAAACCAUGGCCAUCUUCUUGCUCUGCUCACUGCUGCUCAGCCAGACACACUGUGCUUCCCUGCCCCAAGCUCAGCUGACCAGACAGAGGAGGAUGACACCCUUCUGGAGAGGAGUCUCCCUGAGACCCAUCGGAGCCUCCUGCAGGGACAACAGCGAGUGCAUCACGAUGCUCUGCAGGAAGAACCACUGCUUCCUCAGAACAGCCUCAGAGUGA
This is a messenger RNA of Chaetura pelagica (chimney swift), 228 nucleotides long. It is a transcript of the gene LEAP2, whose product is annotated as liver expressed antimicrobial peptide 2. Gene Ontology annotation, biological process: defense response to bacterium; antimicrobial humoral immune response mediated by antimicrobial peptide. The record is from RefSeq and is a predicted model, not a curated record. Bases 1 to 228 code for a protein of 75 amino acids. Lineage: Eukaryota; Metazoa; Chordata; Aves; Apodiformes; Apodidae. The transcript has 3 exons.